This is a messenger RNA of Hyaloperonospora brassicae, 963 nucleotides long. NCBI's taxonomy places the organism in Eukaryota, Oomycota, Peronosporomycetes, Peronosporales, Peronosporaceae. The record is from the annotation of a GenBank genome assembly.
AUGCCGUGCUUCCUGACCGAGUGCGACCCCUACGCAGAGGCCAUGCGCUUCGGCAUGUCCCUAGUCGGUCUGUACGUCUACCACUACGUCGUCGACACGGCGGUCAUCCGCCCCACGGUCCGGUACAUGCUGUCCAGUGGCUGGUUGACGAAGGACAAGGAGGACAAAAUGCGCGAGUCGCUGUACAAGAACGCGGCCGUGGGCGCCUUCCACCUCUUUGGCCUCUACAUUGGCUGGCACGAGACGUGGUUCCUCAACAAGGAGGAGUACUUCCAGGACUUCCCCGCGGUCGCCAGUGAGGCCGAGCGGUGGUACUACAUGGUCUACCUGAGCUUCUGGCUCCAGAGCAUCGACUUUAUGCUCAACCUCACGAACAAACAAUACACGGUCAAGCGCAAGGACAAUGCCGAGAUGAUGGUGCACCACUUUGCGACCAUCUCGCUGAUGCUCUUUUCCUACAGCGUCGACCUCACGAGGAUCGGCCACUGCGUGCUCAUGAUCCACGAUGUCAACGACUUGUUACUGGAAACGGCCAAGGUGUUUGUGUACUUGCAAUGGGAGACCGUAGCCAACGUCUUCUUCGGACUCUUUGCCCUCGUGUGGUUUCUCGUGCGCUGGUUCUUCUACUCGUACAACAUCCUGCACAGUGUGUACGCGUUUGCGUACCGGGACAUUGUUGCGCCAAUCAUUGAGGUUGGCAGCUACCGUGGCGUUGAUGCGUCCGUGUGGUACUGGGUGUACAUCGUCUGGUUCGGCUUCUUGUGUCUCCUGCUCGUGCUCCACGUCUACUGGGGUCUCUUGAUCGUCAAGAUGGUGAUCAAGGCGCUGGGUGACGGCAACGUCGAGAAGGACAUCCGCAGCGACUCGGAGGACGAGGAAGACGGGGAGAAGGAGGACAAGAAGUCGCAAGCAAUGUCUUCGUCGAGCCAGCCUCGACGCCGUCAUGCCCCUCAGACAGAGUGA